Molecule: messenger RNA, 3334 nt
Organism: Xenopus laevis (African clawed frog)
Lineage: Eukaryota; Metazoa; Chordata; Amphibia; Anura; Pipidae
Gene: atrip.L
Product: ATR interacting protein L homeolog
Exons: 14
Coding region: 774-3170 (798 amino acids)
Biological process (GO): DNA damage checkpoint signaling; DNA repair
Source: RefSeq, a predicted model, not a curated record
GACAAGCUCGUCAGAAACUGCACCCAGAAUGUUACAUUGUAGCUCUCAACUUAGUGUUGUUAAGUGAGACAACACGAACCACAGUUUCUGCGUCGAAGUUCUGUGAAAGAAAGAAAAAAUGUACGCAAGGAUAGAAACAGAGCUUACACAGCCUUCCCAUCCACUCAGCAUUUCCUUCAGUGUUCCCCUCACUCCCUGCUUAAUGCACUAAUGAAAACAGCAGCAACAACAAUACAAGGCCCCUCAAGUCUUUCCAAAUAGCGUUCGAUUCACACAACGUUUCCACCAACACAGCCUUCCCAACAGUAUUCGCCAGCCUUUGUCUCAACCAAUCCUAUCAGUCAGACCGCUUCACCCCUUAGCAUUCCUUCCCCUCACCGCUCCUCACACAUAAUUUGCAUUGCCAGCGUUCCUCUCCAUCAGUCUUCCCCUCACCCAGCCUUUCACUAAUCGUUCCUCUUCCCCAGCCUUUCUCUCCUUCAGAAUUUCCCUCAGGGUUCCUCUAACGGUCCCAACGUCCCCCUCACACACACACUGCGCCUGAUCCACACAGCCCAAACGAGCCGUACAUUUUACAAGAAAGGGGACCAGAAUCGGAAUGCCCCGCUGCUGAGCUACCGACUUCCGGUUUGAGCCGGAAGGAAGAAGUAAGACGUCGGGGGCGCGCAGGUAGCAUCGUCCAGAUUCAGCGCUUGUCUUUCUAUUGCCUGUUCUCAAAACUUUUUACAGAUCAUGGAGAGGGGGAUUCAUUAAGGACUUCUUGUGCGUGCAUUAUGUCUGCUAACCCCUUGUUUGCCAAUAAGAAAAGGGAAAACUCUGUAUUGCACGGCACAGGGCGGGUACAAGUCGUCUCCUCUCUCAGUAUGCCACAAGCUGCCCAGAGCACUAACUAUGACAGAAGCAGGUAUCCUCCUCCAAAGCGUCACCGAGCGGCAGAUGCCAACUACAAGGCAAUGGACGACCCUUUUGAUGACAAUGAAGAUUUUACAGCUGACGACCUGGAAGAGAUUGACAUCCUUGCAUCACAAGCUUACACCCAGGACACAGGGAUGACAAGUAUCAGAACAAAUUAUCAGCAAGGGAAAGCUGUUAUAAUUAACCAGCCGGCAAAUACAUUAAAUGUCACAAAGCCACAGUCUUCAUCACACAGAAAUGAAAAGGAACAACAAGUAGCUCAUAAAGAAAAAUAUGCUGUGGAGUUGGAUGUUUUGCAGGUUCAUCAUGAAGAUUUGACGCAUAAGCUGAAGGAAUUACAAGAUGAAGUUCUUGUUAAAAAUGGUGAAAUCAAGGUCUUGCGUGAUGCUCUGCGUCAGACGGAGUCCAACCUGGAGCAGCAAAAAAUCUCUCAUGUGUUGAUGGAGAAGGAAAAAUCUCAGAUACAAAGCGAGAAGGAGCGAGAGCUUAACAAAAAAAUGCAAUCUUUGCAGUCAGAGUUGGAGUUUAAAGAUGCAGAAAUGAAUGAACUAAGAACAAAACUCCAGAACUGUGAACGCAGCAACAGGACUUCUGUACCAGUGGUUAGUCCUAAGAAAAGCCCCUCUAAAGGCCUGAAAUCAGAGGCUUGUUCAUCUCCACUGCCUGGGAGAAGCAGCUUUCCCACAAAGGAAUCAUUUUGCUCAGAUAUGAACCUCAGAACGCCCCCAUUAAUUUCAGCUCAGAUUGGUCCUCGAACUCCAGUUAUUAGUAAAGAACCUGAAGCUUUACCUAUGUCUUCGAAAACUUUCUCUUCAUUCUUCUAUGCCCAACGGAAAAACAGUCAAGGUUCUCUUUUGCUAAACGCUUUGAUGCAACAGCCCAUAUGCCCAGGAUCUCUUGGCCUCUGUAACCUUCUCAGUAGCAGCACAGAGUCUUUACCUGGCUCUCCCGGACGCAAUGCACAUGCAAAAAAUACCAGUGGAACAUCCUGCUCCAGUGUCUUGUCCUCGGCUCAGGGCUCUGCACUAAGAGACGCUCAGAAAUUAGCCCUUACUGGUCUUAAUUCCAUUGCGGUGGGUGAAGAUGUGACUUGCAAGAGGGAAACGGCAAUACAGAGUGGGUUAUUACACUUGAACAAACUGAGUCCCAUUGCAGGGGCUGUGCACCUUUUGCCUCUAGUUGAAUAUCACAUCACUGUAUACUGUCAAGCCCAGCAGACCUUUGAGAAGUCUGGACCAGGCCCCUCCAGAACAGAACAAAGUCUGGCCUCCAGUGUUGAGGACAUCCUCUACCAUCUUGUAGAACCUGCCUUGGCCUCUCUAAGGAUACUUUAUCAUCUGGUGUUUUACAGCCUGGAAGUAGUGAGCACUUUACUGAAGUGCACAACACAUUGCUCUGAGGCUGAACAGGAAUCCAGAACUUCAAAAUUGAAUACCGAUACUGUCUGUGAUGAUCAGCACUGUGAUAUUCAAUGUCCGCAUCCUUUGUUUGGUAAACUUGUACAGCUCUUGUGCGUCAAUAUCACCAUGUGCCAUAGAGACACCAUCUGGCACCAAACUCUGAGAGUACUGGUAAAAUUAGCAGAAAAUUCAUCCACUGAACUGUUGUCCAGCUUCCAGCACUUAUUAAAAAAGCCUUCACUGCUACUUUGCCUGGCUGCCGAGUCCCCCGUGUCUGUGGCCCACAUGACUGUCAGACUCCUGGCUGCACUCGCUGAUCACCAGAGGUUGUCUUCCCUGUUCUGUUCAUGCUCUGAAUCCUGCAUCCUGCUUGCACUCUACACGUACAUCACUUCAGGACCAGAUAAGUCUGCAUCAGAAUCGCUUUGGCUUCAGUUGGAGCAUGAGGUGGUUCGUUUCCUUACCAAACUGUCUGUGAUAGGCUGGAGCCCUCUCAGCACCACCUCAGAGACUUUAUGCCAGUGUAACCGAGAGGUUGUUAAAGCAGUGGUCCUGAUGCUGCACAGAGAAUGGCUGGGUUUGCGACGCUUGUCUCUAAAAGUACUGACUGCCACUAAAACCAAGAUGGUGCAGUUUUUACGGGAUGCUGUGCUUUUGCUGCACUCGCUCUCACAGAAAGACAGAAACUUUCAUGAGCACUGCCUGGAGGUCCUGCACCAGUAUGACCAGGCCUUACCCGGGGUCCGAAUCCUCUUCAAGAAGGUGCAGGUGUUGAAAGAUAAUGAAGAAUUUGCCUUGGAUGAACUCUGCCCCCCUGAAGUUGAAACAGAGGAUGAAUACAUGGAUUGCACAUGACUUUCUACCGUGGAUCUUCUGAUCAGCUAUACGCUGUCUCUUUUAAUGAACUUUUUUUAUGUCGGUACAGUUUUAUCUGGAAACUUUUUUCCUUCCGUUUCCAGUAUUGUGGAACUGUGAAUACUGUACUCCUGAAAUAAUAAAUUCUAACCUUCUACAAAACA